Molecule: messenger RNA, 861 nt
Organism: Arabis nemorensis
Lineage: Eukaryota; Viridiplantae; Streptophyta; Magnoliopsida; Brassicales; Brassicaceae
Source: the annotation of a GenBank genome assembly
AUGGGGAAUCUUUUCUGCUGCGUGCUGGUGAAGCAAUCGGAUGUUGCGAUCAAGGAGAGGUUUGGCAAAUUUCAAAAAGUUCUGAAUCCUGGUCUCCAAUUUGUUCCCUGGGUCAUCGGUGAUUACGUCGCCGGUAGCCUCACUCUCCGUCUCCAGCAACUCGAUGUUCAAUGCGAAACCAAAACAAAGGACAAUGUGUUUGUGACAGUGGUUGCAUCCAUACAAUACAGAGUCUUAGUUGACAAGGCAAGUGAUGCUUUUUACAGACUUAGCAAUCCAACUACCCAAAUCAAAGCCUAUGUCUUUGAUGUGAUCAGAGCAUGUGUUCCAAAGCUGAACUUGGACGAUGUCUUCGAGCAGAAGAAUGAAAUCGCCAAAUCAGUGGAAGAAGAGUUAGACAAAGCCAUGACUGCUUAUGGUUAUGAAAUCCUUCAAACAUUAAUCAUCGACAUCGAGCCUGAUCAACAGGUUAAACGCGCCAUGAACGAAAUCAAUGCAGCGGCGAGGAUGAGAGUGGCGGCGAACGAGAAAGCAGAGGCAGAGAAGAUAAUUCAGAUAAAGAGAGCAGAAGGUGAAGCUGAGUCUAAGUACCUGUCGGGACUCGGAAUCGCACGACAGAGACAAGCGAUCGUUGACGGUCUGAGAGACAGUGUUCUUGGGUUCGCCGGAAACGUGCCGGGGACAUCAGCGAAAGAUGUGUUGGACAUGGUGAUGAUGACUCAGUACUUCGACACAAUGAGAGACAUCGGAGCUCACUCCAAAUCGUCGGCGGUUUUUAUCCCUCACGGUCCCGGCGCCGUCUCCGACGUGGCAACACAGAUUCGAAAUGGAUUAUUGCAGGCCCACCAAACCCAUGACUAA